AUGAAGGAUUCUGAAUGUCUCGCCCUCUCCCAGUCUUCAACCAGUAUCGCCACAAAUCCACACGGGCUCCAAUACACUUGUUUCUGCCAAACGGGCUUCUCCAUCGUCGCUGGCAAGCGUCUCAACGCAGUCGCUACGAUGCAGAAGUUCUCUUUUGGUCUACAGACAAUAUACAUCUUUAGGGACCUCGUCAUCACAGCCAUGCUAUUGCCCUCCACCGGUUCAUUGUCUGCCAUUCACCGAUCGUGGUCGGGUAGCCUGCGAGAGUCGAACAGUCCGUUAAGAGCUUCAGACAUUCGAGUGGUCAAUGUACUCGAACAGAGAGGGAACCCGAUAUGUGGCGACUGGACUGGGUACAUAGACCCACACCCUAUCUCUUAUGUACCAUUGUAG
Molecule: messenger RNA, 393 nt
Organism: Stereum hirsutum FP-91666 SS1
Lineage: Eukaryota; Fungi; Basidiomycota; Agaricomycetes; Russulales; Stereaceae
Exons: 7
Coding region: 1-393 (130 amino acids)
Source: RefSeq, a predicted model, not a curated record